Wasmannia auropunctata (little fire ant) is the source of this 1607-nucleotide messenger RNA. RefSeq names its product methyltransferase-like protein 6. The record is from RefSeq and is a predicted model, not a curated record. NCBI's taxonomy places the organism in Eukaryota, Metazoa, Arthropoda, Insecta, Hymenoptera, Formicidae. The transcript is spliced from 9 exons. Bases 209 to 1033 code for a protein of 274 amino acids.
CUCGGCGCCCGGCGACUGCGACUCGGCCAUUUUCUUCUGGCGUUUCGACGAGUGCGGACGAGUCAGUAAAGGUGAGCCGUGAACACGUUCUCAGUAAGCAUUUUUUCCCCUUUUUACAUUGAAUUAUUACGUGGACUUCUUCUGGAACAAUGAGUUUCGCGUUACAAAUUUAAUUAAUCGGUUCGGCAAUAUAAGCGGGAGAGAAAAAAUGAGCGAAUCCGCCGAAAAUGCUAUAUCGAACGCGGGCCACGUGGCGAAGCGUCUCACGCCGGAGGAGAUCGAUAGAAUGCGGGCGCAGGAUUCUCGCUUGGUGUCCGAGUUUCGCGCGAAUCAGCUCGAGAGAGACGCGAAAAAGCACUGGGAUUUGUUUUACAAGCGAAACGAUACCAGAUUCUUCAAAGAUAGACACUGGACCACGCGGGAAUUCGAGGAGUUGCUCGGUUUGGGCGGCAACGGGAAUCAAAAUGUCCUCCUCGAGGUGGGCUGCGGGGUCGGCAAUUUCGUUUAUCCCCUGAUAGAAGACGGAUUGAAAUUUCGGCGAAUAUUCGCGUGCGAUUUAUCCACGAGGGCGAUCGAGUUGCUCAAGAGUCAUACGUUAUUCCACCCGGGAACAAUAAAAGCUUUUCAAGCGGAUGUUACGUUAGAAAAUUGUUUCAACGAAAUUGAUUGUCCAGUCGAUGUUGCAACUCUGAUCUUUGCAUUGUCGGCUAUUCAUCCUGAUAAAUUUCACAAAGUUGCCCAAAAUAUAUACAACGUCCUUGGUAGCGGGGGAAUCUUGCUCUUUAGAGAUUACGGAUUGUACGAUAUGGCACAAUUACGUUUCAAACCUGGGCACAAGAUUAGCGAGAAUCUCUAUAUGCGACAAGAUGGAACCAGGAGUUAUUAUUUCUCUGUCGAACAAGUAGCAUAUCUAUUUGAAUCUAUCGGUUUUCAAACAUUGGAUUGUGGCUACGUACAGAGACGUACAGUAAAUUUAAAGGAAAAUAUUGAUGUUCCGAGAAUCUUUGUACAGGCAAAGUUCAAGAAAUCUUGAUUGCAUAAUAAUGAAGUGAUUACUGCAAUUCAGUAACAUUUAUGAUAAAUUGUAUGAGGAAAAUUUUAAUUCUCAACGACUUAGCGAUGUACAACAGAAAUAUAUAAGUGGCUCAGUCGACAUCCAAGACAUCUCGGAUGAUAAGUUGAGGAAACUGGAGUAUUUUCUAAAUAUAUGACAUCUUGGAUGAUAAGUUGAGGAAAAAGGAGUACCUUCUAAAUAUAUGAAAAAAGUUUGGAUGUUGCAUGGCUUCAUGUAAGAAGAUUGAUUCGCAAUCAGAUCUCGAGUUCGACUUCGUUUUCAUCACAUGUUUUGAUUUAUAAAAGAUCGAUUAAAGAGUUAUGAAAAAAUGAGAUGCUUGUUUGAGGAACUUUUUGAGGAACAAUAAAUUGUCACAUAUUGCUGAAGAAAUGACGAUUCUAAAUAUGGAUAAUACUAGCACAAAUACAAAAUAAUAUAUAUGCAGGUUUAAUGUGCAGUAUGGCGUGGAUAUUGUGGAAACAUCAAACAUUUUUAUUAAGAUCUUGAAGUAUUUUUGUUUUAAUUUUAUAAAUAAACUUUUUAAUGCUAUGUA